AUGAGCAAUCGUACGAGCAGCACUUUAAGUACUAUCAGUACUGAAUCUGUUGCUACAACUGAUACUCCUCAGUGCUCCAACAUCUCAGAAUCAAGCAACAUCCCUUCUUCGAUGAAAAUAAGAGUCAGCAUCCAGGGCUGCAGAGUAUCCGGGGCGAGAUGCAUCGUAUGUAAGAAGGCUAAGAAACUGACUCGUAUUUCUCCUAUGGCGAGAACACAAAUAUUCAUAGACAAAGGUAUAAUUAUUCCGCCAGAUACUCGAUGUUGUAGAAGACACUUGGAAAAUGGUUUUUUCAGUAAAACAGCAACAAAUGAUAUCGAAGUAAAGUCAAACUAUUCGAUUCUAGAUGAUAAAACUCUUUGUGGUUUGUUAGAAAACUUGCGUUCCGUUGCUUCUCGGAAAGGACUCGAUUUUGAUUAUCCACCUGCACUUACUGAUGACGAUUAUUAUAAUCUGACUGGGUUGAAGAAAGAUCAAUUCGAUUCCGUUCUUGCUUCAAUCUCUGGUCAUAUUAGAUCUACAUCUGGACGUUCUCCUCGGACUUGUCUUGCCUUGCUUUUGACGAAACUACGUACUGGUCUUUCGCUUUCAGUUUUGUCUACCUUAUUCGCUCUCCAAAAGAGGAGAGUUGGUAGAGCGAUAGCUGCAGCUCGUACUGCUCUCCUUUCAAUGUUUGUCCCGAACUUUUUGGGAACAAAUCAUAUCUCUCGAGAAGAUUUCAUCACAAAGCAUACGAGAACCAUGGCUAAAACGCUCUUCGCGGGUGGAGAGGAUGUCUGUAUCCUUGUAGCCGACGGUACGUAUAUGUAUAUAGAGAAAAGUUCUAAUUACAAGUUCCAGAGACGAACUUUCUCACUCCACAAAGGACGUCCGCUAGUGAAAUCCAUGAUUCUCGUAAGUUCAACAGGAUACAUCUUAGAAGUUUUCGGACCUUACUUCGCGGAUGGUAAAAAUAAUGAUGCAAACAUUUUGACCAGCAUAAUGCGAUUUGACGCGAGUAGGCUCCGAUCUUGGUUGCAACCUAACGAUGUUUUGGUGGUGGACCGUGGUUUCAGAGAUUGCCUCGAGAUGCUGCAAGAUCUAGGUCUCAUAACUAAAAUGCCCCAUUUCCUCCGAGAAGGUUCGCAACAUACUACAUCUGAGGCCAAUGAAUCACGCCUCGUGACUAAAAUACGCUGA
Solenopsis invicta (red fire ant) is the source of this 1179-nucleotide messenger RNA. RefSeq lists its product as uncharacterized. The coding region runs from base 1 to 1179 and encodes 392 amino acids. NCBI's taxonomy places the organism in Eukaryota, Metazoa, Arthropoda, Insecta, Hymenoptera, Formicidae. The record is from RefSeq and is a predicted model, not a curated record. The transcript has a single exon.